AUGGCGUCAGCGGGUAUGGAGUGCUGCGAGUUGGUGGGCCUUAUGGGAGAUGUGGCCUACCAGCGUUGUAAAUUAUUACUUCAAGAACUGCGCAAGCUCCACCCGAUCUUCGUGUCGCCACUGGAUGGGAUGAUGGAAGUCGAAUAUCUCGAGUACUUGCAAAACCAGCAAGACAAAAUCCCCAAGAGUAAGCGUGCGGAGUUGCAGCGAGCAACUCGGCCGAUUAUUCUGCUGUUGGAUUCCUCAAAUGACAUGUUGGACGGAGAAGACGAGCUGCUUGACUUUGCCAUGGAGCGGACGCAGUUAUCAAGAAACGAACUGCUAGCUGCUGCUGCAUUUGGAGAAGUACUGGCUGUCGGUAGCGAAGAUGAAGGCAAUGAUAACUCCAGAAAAGACUAUGGCGAGAAACUGGCACUAGCAGAAGAAACGCUGGAGACGAAGGCGGAAGAAGCAGCCCAGCAGACUCUGACACGCUAUCGCGAGCUAUCAGGACACUUGUAUGCUUUCUUGGUGUUCGAGGUAGAUGGUGUGGCACUGCCUCGCGUUGAGCUGGAGCUAUUUCACGGUGUUUGUCCUAAAACUUGCAAGAAUUUCUUGGCACUGUGUGAGCACAAGGUCCCUGAUCUAACGGAUGAAAAUCAACAAUUGGGCUAUCAGGGCAACCCAGUUCACCGUGUAGUGCGAGGUGGCUGGAUACAAGCUGGUGAUAUCGCUGGUAAUGGCCGAGGAGACGGACCUUGUCGAUCUCUUUACGGUCUGGAGUUUCCAGACGAGAGCUUUGCUGUUUCUCACAAUGCUGCAGGCAUUCUGUCCAUGGCGAAUAUUGGUCCACAUACAAACGGCUCGCAGUUCUUCAUCACUCUCGCGCCGCAACCUUGGCUUGAUCGUCGUAAAGUGGCAUUCGGUCGAGUGGUAAGUGGUUGGCGGACUGUGAUGACUAUCGGAAGUCUAGAAACUCGUCAGGAACGACCUUGUGUGCCCUGCACCAUUGUCGAUAGCGGAAGACUCCAAUGA
Molecule: messenger RNA, 1014 nt
Organism: Phytophthora infestans T30-4
Lineage: Eukaryota; Oomycota; Peronosporomycetes; Peronosporales; Peronosporaceae
Product: peptidyl-prolyl cis-trans isomerase, mitochondrial precursor
Exons: 3
Coding region: 1-1014 (337 amino acids)
Biological process (GO): protein peptidyl-prolyl isomerization
Cellular component (GO): intracellular membrane-bounded organelle
Molecular function (GO): peptidyl-prolyl cis-trans isomerase activity
Source: RefSeq, a predicted model, not a curated record